Molecule: messenger RNA, 222 nt
Organism: Phytophthora nicotianae INRA-310
Lineage: Eukaryota; Oomycota; Peronosporomycetes; Peronosporales; Peronosporaceae
Exons: 2
Coding region: 1-222 (73 amino acids)
Source: RefSeq, a predicted model, not a curated record
AUGACCCCGGACGUAACAAUCUGCGACAGCAAGUGCAUCGUGUCCUUGAUCGAGCGCACGGCGCUCGCUGAGAACAAGUGCGGAGCUGCGAACUUUAAGAACACGUUCAGUGUGGUGAACACGAAAAGCGCUGGUGGUAACACGGGCGCAACCGAGAGCUCGUCGAGCGCUGAGGACAAGUACUUGACGCAGGGGACAGGGCGGGUGAGACUUCAGCAAUAG